AUGAAAAAGACGCUGGUGCUAUGCUUUAUUCACGGAUUUCAGGGUGGCGACGACACGUUUGGCGACAGCUACCGCUUCGCCCAGCACCUUCGGGACCUGGUGGCAGAACGUCUCGACAAGAUAAACGUCCGGUUCCUCGUGUAUCCCAAGUAUGAGACGAGGGGGAGUCUAGGGGACACAGUCAGCCGAUUCCGCACAUGGCUUGAAGACAAGGUGAUAGAUAUGGAAGUGGAAGCCGGCACGGCGUCCCCGACCGUGGAUCCGUCCGUACGCACCAUUCUGGUCGGCCAUUCGAUGGGUGGCAUAGUAGCCGCCGAGACGGCCAUCGCGCUCACGUCAGACCAGCCCGUCUACUCCGACGCCGACGGCAUCGAGAAGAACGACGACCCCAGCUCGCAGCACAUCAGCUCCCUCAUGUUCCCCUACAUCCAGGGCGUGCUGGCCUUCGACACGCCCUUCCUCGGCAUAUCGCCGGGAGUCGUGGCCCACGGGGCAGAAGAGCACUACCAGACUGCUGCGACGGCGAUAGCGCAGCUCAGCAGCCUCUGGGGGGCCACGACGGCCGCCAAGCAGACCGGCGGCAGGUCUGCCGGUGCCCUACCGGCUCCGGGAACGUCUGGAGGCGGAGGCGGAGGCGGUGGUGGAGGGGGAUGGGGCAAGUGGGCAAAGGUGGCCGUCGGGGUGGGUGCGGCGGGAGCCGUGGCCGUCGGCGGUGCAGCGGCGUGGCUCAAGCGCGACGACAUCAGCCAGGGGUUCGGUUGGGCUUCGUCGCACCUCGAGUUCGUAGGCUGUCUAGCGCGGGGCGAGGAGCUCAAGAAGCGCGUCGCCAUCAUGGACAGGCUGCGGCGCGAGAUGGACGUGGGCUUUGCCAACCUGUACACCAGGCUGGGACGGGCUGCGCCGUCCGUAGCGACGAGCGGCAGCGUCUCGGUCACCAUCCUCGGAGGGGAUCGCACCUUUUGCAAUCUCCCCAAGAACUUGGACGGUGCUGCCGGGGUGUGGAAGCCUGCUGUCAAUGACAAGGCGAAGGAUGAGACGGUGGCACAUAUGUCCAUGUUUGAGGAAAAGGAGAACCCUGGCUACGAGACGUUGACUCGGGAUGCAAGAGAUUUCGUCAUCGCAUGGUUGCAGAAUGACUGGUACGAGAGCAGUGUGGACGAGGCCUAA
Molecule: messenger RNA, 1167 nt
Organism: Geosmithia morbida
Lineage: Eukaryota; Fungi; Ascomycota; Sordariomycetes; Hypocreales; Bionectriaceae
Exons: 4
Coding region: 1-1167 (388 amino acids)
Source: RefSeq, a predicted model, not a curated record